UGUUGGGUGUUGGUGCAGCAAAAAAAAAACCAACCAUGACCAGUCUGAUGGAACCAAUCACACGUGCCAUGAACAACCUUGCCAACACAUGGUUUUGAAGUGCAGCCAUAUGGAGAAACUGACACAAGGGUAGUGAAAGUAUAUCCUAUAGUUGCCACAAUGGAUCUGCUUGCCAUGUGUUUGACCAGGAGAUGACACAGUUCAAUGGUGAACAUGGCUGUGGCGUGUGUGGAGCACCCAGGCACCGUGGUAAAGAAGGGUGCUGGUCAUGUAAGAGCAUACGCUCCUGGACAGCAUCAGCUAAGAACAUCAGAGAGGAUGAUUCAACAGGCAAAGCACGCUCUAGAAACCCACCAUCCUGUCAUGGGCAUCAAAGGGCUACGGCAUGCUGUUUGAAAUUCAGCAGUGUGACCAGCACAAAGAUGUUGUAGUGGAUUAUCUACAUGCGGUAUGCCUUGGUGUCAUGAAGCAGCUUUUUACACUAUGGUUUGGCAAGUCGAAGCAUAUGCAUACUGGAUUGGCAACAUGGUGGAUGAAGUAAGCACCCGCUUAACCACAAUCAGACCGCCAGACGUCAUCAGUCGUACUCCGAGAAGUCUUAGUGAGAGAGCACACUGGAAAGGUUCUGAGUACAGAAACUUUCUCCUGUAUUAUGGAGUCUUCGUGCUGGAAGGAAUCUUGCCAACAGACUACCUGAUACACUUUGGAUUUCUUUCGGCUAGCAUCAGAUUGCUGUCAAAAGACUGCAUCACCCCAGAUGACUUGACAACUGCCGAUAGACUCUUAGGGAAAUUUUAUUUCCUACAUAAGGAACUCUAUGGGCUGGAGAACUGUACCAUGAAUGUGCACGUCACAAGCCAUCAUCUAGUCAGCUGUGUUCGACUAGCCGGGCCUCUUUGGGCAACAUCCACCUUCCCAAUGGAGAGUAAUUUGGGUCAGCUGGUGAAGAUGAUUAGAGGAUCUCGCAAUGUUGGAUUUGAGAUGGUGUGUGCAUUCCUUGAUAUGCAGAAAUCGAAAUUGAUGACUACAGAAACAGACUCGAAACAUGUGUUUCAGAAACUGUCAAGUGACAUCCAUGUGCCAUCAAGGAGAAGGACUGUCAUAGUGCCAGGUGCUAUUAGACAGGCAUUGUUGGAAGCAGGUCUACCAAUAAACCCACUUGCUAAGGUCAUCACCUUCACAAGCAUAAAACUCAACGGUGAGAGAUUCUACAGUGCUGAGUCGCCAAGAGUCACGAAAAGAUGCAGCUACUACGUGGAGACCGAGUACGGUAUCGCAAAGAUUUUGCGGUUUAUGCAACUGUCUGCACAGGACAUAAACGUGUAUGCUGUGACCCAUGAUGUAGAGGUUAAUGGGAUACCCGGUUACUACAGAUCAGCAGCUAAAGCCAUUCAGGACUUCGGAGAGUCACUACAAGUGAUCAGUUGUGGAGUACAAUCAAUCACACUACCAGAUCCUCUGUGUGCUGUGAGGAUCAUCCCAGUAAAAAAAAUAAAACAUAAAUUAAUGUUGCUGUCAGUAGACCAGAAAAAUGUGGUGUGUUCCUUGCCCAACCAAUGGGAAUUAGACUAGAUGGGAGUUAGUGAUCAGCUAGCUGGUUGGACGAAUGUGCUGGAUGGAUGACAAUAGAAAGAGAAGGUGCAUGGGUCUACUAUCAAGCAGUUUAACCAAUGCUGUCAACCCUCUGGUUGGUGACCAGUAGACCAGAACAGUUUGGGAAGCUUUUAGCAGCAUUCAUGAACCUAGCUCACUUCUACACAACUGCUUUCUUGACACGUACAUACAUUAUUGGAGCUCCUCUAUAAUACACUGAUAUGUCUACACGACCUGCACGAGUUGGAAAAGUAUGGGUUCGUGUCCAGUGGACAGAUGGUUUUACGGACGUCUUGUCGACUGACAGGGCAGUUCGAUUCAAGAAAAUAGCCGUUGGAGAGCAAGCAACAUGCGUGCUGCAGGGAAAAACGCACACUGGGAAGGUGAUAGAAAUUGCA
Molecule: messenger RNA, 1991 nt
Organism: Priapulus caudatus
Lineage: Eukaryota; Metazoa; Priapulida; Priapulimorpha; Priapulimorphida; Priapulidae
Exons: 10
Coding region: 451-1572 (373 amino acids)
Source: RefSeq, a predicted model, not a curated record